Daldinia caldariorum is the source of this 1050-nucleotide messenger RNA. RefSeq lists its product as uncharacterized. The record is from RefSeq and is a predicted model, not a curated record. The transcript has a single exon. The coding region runs from base 1 to 1050 and encodes 349 amino acids. NCBI's taxonomy places the organism in Eukaryota, Fungi, Ascomycota, Sordariomycetes, Xylariales, Hypoxylaceae.
AUGGAUCACAAUCGGAACAAGGCAAUACGCAACGAGCGUAGCAAUAUCCCCAAGCCGCAGGUUUUUGUACAGCUCGCCUUUGGCGUGUCUUGGUCUGAACGACACACCCCACAAAUGCAUUCAAUGACUUACAUGUCUCGCAAUUUGAAGAAUGCGAGGGAUUCUGGUAACUUUCCUCGCCAAGUACCACCGCCGAAUGCGAAUUUCUUAGGGCCCCCGGAAUCGCUCCAGCAACGGAGCCGAGAGCACCCAAGUCGACAUCAUCGUCAACAUAAUCAUAUACAAACCCGAGAGCCCGGACGUUCUCGAGGUCAAAAUGGCCAUCAGCCUCACGACCAGGUAAGGCCUCGGCCAAGGCGGAACUCGCUGGGUGAAUCUCGAGGAGAAAGAGGAAGGUCAGCGCCACCGCUGUUCAGCGACAGUCCGUGGGAUAUUCCUCAUGUAUCGGCCUCUUUAUUUCCGCAGUGUUCACAGAAGGUGGAAGAUCAAUCGUCGAAAGAAUUACCCGCAGUACCCAGUCAAUUCCGCCUUGGUGAGGAAGAGCUGCCAUGGUCUUCAUAUGCAUGGCCUUUUACAGGAGACCCGGAGAAUGUCGAGGACGAGGACGACGAGGAUGAGGACGAGGACGGCCGCAGGGACCUACCGUUUCAAAAUCGCCCUACGACAAUCCCCCUUGCUUCGGAGCGGCCUAGCGGCGAGGACGCGGAUAAAGUUAGGGAGCUUGAGUCGCUAUCGACAGCUAUGAUGACGGUAGACAACGGGUUUGAACAUCAGUGGUGGUACCAAGGGCCUCGGCAGUCUAUGGAACGUUGGUGGACGCGAGCUUCAGAGGAGGAAGAUGAUGCGCGAUCGGCCGUCAGUGCGCAGGCGGUGUUAUUAUCGGACAUACCACCACCGUCGGCCUUAGACCCUGAUGAUAACAACACUCUCCUGAAUUUCAACGAUAUCGUAUCGCCAAUAUCAGAGGCGUCAAGCCCGGCGCCAAAUUUCGCCUAUCCACUUCACAGAUCAUUAACGACAAGAUCGGACGAGUUAUGGUUGGAAAUAUAA